AUUGCAAGAACCAGGAUCAAGUUGCCAGGCCCCUUGAAACUUGGGGAAGGAAAACCAGAGAAUCAAAAUCAUGCUCUCAUCUUUACUCGUGGCGGUGCAGUGCAGACUAUUGAUAUGAACCAGGACAACUAUUUCGAGGAGGCGCUCAAAAUGAGAAAUCUUUUGGAAGAAUACAGGCGCUACUAUGGAAUUCGGAAGCCUACUAUCUUGGGAGUCAGGGAACACAUUUUUACUGGUUCUGUCUCAUCGCUGGCAUGGUUUAUGUCAGCCCAGGAAAUGAGUUUUGUCACCUUGGGACAGCGUGUUUUGGCAAACCCUUUGAAAGUUCGAAUGCAUUAUGGCCAUCCAGAUGUCUUUGACAGGUUUUGGUUCUUGACUCGUGGUGGCAUCAGUAAAGCUUCUAGGGUGAUUAACAUUAGCGAAGACAUUUUUGCUGGCUUUAACUGCACUUUGCGAGGAGGCAAUGUCACACACCAGGAAUAUAUACAAGUUGGUAAGGGAAGGGAUGUCGGGUUCAAUCAAGUUUCCAUGUUUGAAGCCAAGGUUGCCAGUGGAAAUGGCGAGCAGGUUCUUAGCAGAGAUGUCUAUAGGUUGGGCCAUAGAUUGGAUUUCUUCCGAAUGCUAUCCUUCUUUUAUAUUACUGUGGGAUUUUAUUUCAACACAAUGAUGGUUGUUCUGACAGUAUAUGCAUUUUUAUGGGGCCGGCUCUAUUGGGCUCUUAGUGGUGUUGAAGCUUCUGCUAUGGCCAGUAACAGCAGCAAUAAUAAAGCACUUGGUGCUAUUUUGAAAAAGCAAUUCAUCAUCCAACUUGGCCUUUUCACUGCACUUCCGAUGAUAGUGGAGAACUCUCUUGAGCAUGGAUUCCUCCAAGCUAUCUGGGAUUUCUUGACGAUGCAACUUCAGCUCUCAUCUUUUUUCUGCAGAUUCUCCAUGGGAACUAAAACUCACUUCUUUGGUCGAACUAUCCUUCAUGGAGGUGCAAAAUAUCGGGCGACUGGUCGUGGUCUUGUUGUGCAGCACAAGGGUUUUGCAGAGAAUUGUAGACUCUACGCUCGUAGUCAUUUUGUGAAGGCGAUUGAGCUCCCAAAAAAUGAAUGA
Molecule: messenger RNA, 1098 nt
Organism: Hevea brasiliensis (rubber tree)
Lineage: Eukaryota; Viridiplantae; Streptophyta; Magnoliopsida; Malpighiales; Euphorbiaceae
Product: callose synthase 12-like
Exons: 1
Biological process (GO): (1->3)-beta-D-glucan biosynthetic process
Cellular component (GO): 1,3-beta-D-glucan synthase complex; plasma membrane
Molecular function (GO): 1,3-beta-D-glucan synthase activity
Source: RefSeq, a predicted model, not a curated record